AAGAUGGCAUCCGAAACUGGUACAAGUAUCGUGUCAAAUGAACGAUGUGAUGUAAAUAAUACGAUUCAGCAAGUAUUCGAUACAUUACAAACGGAAACGAUCAGUGUAAAAGUGUCGAGAGCAACGUGGAGUAGUGCUACUAAGGAGACAAACGAACUUUCGGACAAUUUCGCUUUACAUUCAAUCAGGACGCCCACGAUAUGCCCUACAGCGUCAUCGUUUAAUACAAACGCGGAAGGGAAGGAAUUACAAAGAAUUGUGAGUUUCAUGAGCUCUUCUGGUGAUGUGGAAGAACGUAUUAAUUAUAAAUUUGCUGUCAGCGCUAAAUUACACACACCAUCCUUGGAACCGCACAGUAUGUCCAAUCAAAGGAAUGAUCUGGAUGAUGUUACUUGUCUUUCUGAACAACCAGACGGGAAUCCAGAUCAUUGCAACAAUGAAUUAAUAAAAACUUUAGUAGAACCAGUUCAACAUGUUAUUCAUGUUGAUUCAGAAGGCAACAAAGAUACAAUGUUAUCUAAUGGAAUAGAUACAGUGCAAACAGAACUAGAAGAUUGUGUAAAUUUUGAACAUGGUAACACACCUCAAUUAGGGGAAAGUCCUCAAAGUAGUGGCGAAGUGAUUAGUAGUCCACGAAGUCCAGAUUAUCCUCCAAGAGUUUCUGAUAGUCCAAAUAGUCAAAAUACAGCACUUCCCAGUAGUAUAACAUCACCAAUUACAACUUCAAUUAUUGUAAUGGAUACAGCAAAAUGUGAUGGAGAAAAUACAAGUAAUUUAACUGCUAAGGUUAACAAAAAUCUUUCUUAUUCAUUUUGUGGGCAUUUAGAACAAAUUGAAGAACAAGUCCUUGUUACACAAAUAAAAUCAAAUGAAGAGCAAACAGACAACAACAUGGACAUUAUUCACAGAGAUAUAAAACCAGAAUUUAAUGAAGUAAAAACAGAAUUGGUAGAUUCUCAAGAACAAUUAAGCAUAAUUAAGUUGGAUUGGGCUAGUGAUAGUAUACCUACUGCAAUAGUUGGACAAACAGAUAUUACAUUACCUCAUGAUAAACCAAUACAUUGUAUUGGCACCACAUCUUCAAGUUCCAAUUCUAAAUCAUAUUCGUCUUCAAGAGAAAAACGUAGUAAGGAACAUGGUGAACGACGUUGCUGCUCACGAUGUUAUAAACGUAGUAAAAUAAAACGAGCAAGUAUUGGUGUACAAUGCAAACGGGAUCGUGGUAUAGUUUCAUUAAGCAGUAAACCGUUAUUUCAUCCAUUCUCUAAGUUUACAAAUGAAAAUCUCAGGUUAAAUUUACAAACAAAAAAUUAUAAAAUGCUUCAUAAUACACCAGUUAAAAGUGAAUUAUUAGAAGGCCUAAAGUACAAGAAGUUCAUUCAUAUAGAAACUUAUCCUAAUGGUGGUGCAACUGUUGUCCAUAUGUAUCAAGAUGAAAUUGACACAUUAUCUUAUGAGCAAGUAGAAGAAUUAGCUCAAGAAUAUUUCAAAGUAGUUUUUGGUGAAGAUGAAAAUGGUAAUGCUCAUCAUGUCAUGGGCAUAGUACAUAAUGCUGCAGCGUAUCUUCCUGAUCUUCUGGAUUACAUGGCAGACAAUUAUCCUACGUUAACUGUUAAAAAUGGUGUACUAGGAAGAAACAGUGAUAUAGAAACUACAACUAUGGUCCAGUACAAAGAACAAGUGUGUAAAGCUUAUAGUAAUGGUACUAUCAGGUAUGGACCUCUGCAUCAAAUAAGUCUCGUAGGAACUGUUCAUGAAGAAGUUGGUGGAUACUUCCCAGAUCUUCUACAUAAAUUAGAAGAAAAUCCAUUUUUAAAACUGACCAUGCCUUGGGGUCCAUUGUCCGUUGUAAAGAUGGAUACUCCCCAAGAAUCAAACGAUGGUCCGAUUCUAUGGAUCAGACCAGGAGAACAAUUAGUUCCAACAGCAGAUAUAAAUAAAAGUCCAUAUAAAAGGCGUAGAACAGGCAUUAAUGAAUUACGAAAUCUACAAUAUUUACCACGUCUUAGUGAAGCGCGUGAAUACAUGUUCGAAGAUCGUACUAAGGCACAUGCUGAUCACGUGGGUCAUGGAUUAGAUAGAAUGACAACAGCAGCAGUUGGUAUAUUGAAAGCUGUUCAUGGCGGACAACCUUCAGAAUAUAACAGAAUUACAAAAGAUGUUGUGGCUUUCUACGCUGGUGAUUUUCCUGAAUUAGUCGAAAAAUUGCAACUAGAUCUUCAUGAACCACCAAUAACACAAUGUGUACAAUGGGUUGAAGACGCCAAAUUAAAUCAAUUACGUAGACAGGGUAUUCGCUAUGCUAGAAUAAAUUUAUACGAUAACGACAUUUACUUUCUACCACGUAAUAUAAUCCAUCAGUUUAGAACGGUGUCCGCAGUCUCAAGCAUAGCAUGGCAUGUCAGAUUAAAACAGUAUUAUCAAGAAUCCCAACACAAUUCAAGUGUAAGGCAUGGACGUGUUGGUAACGAACAUCGUAUGAAAGAAAAGAAAUCACUGGAAACUGUAAAUAUAGGAGACGAACAAAAAGAAAAUACAAAUCGUCAGCGUGUAGAGCAAAAACAUUCUAUUGAUUCGCUCGAAGAGAAAAAAGCAAAAGAAAGAGCUGCUGAAUAUCAAGGCAAUUUAAAGAAAUCUGAUCAUCAUGGAAAGCGAAAAGAAGACCGUAAAAAUAGAGAUCAUACAAGACAUUCUUCCAUUUCAAGCAAGAGGAAGGAUUCUACAGAAAAUAAUGAUAAUUGCUCAGAUCUUUUUAACAGUAAAUCUGCAAAAAAUAAUACAAUUGAGCAAAAACAAAACAAUGAGAAAAGAGACGAUAAAAGAUCCGAAAGAAGACACGAAGAUCGCCGUCGGUCCAGUGAAAAAUCCAGUCAUUCUCAUAGCAGCAGUAGUAGCAGUAGUAAUAGUAGUCAUUCUGGAGACAAGAAAAAAUAUGACUGCAAUAGUCAUAAAGUAGAUCACCAUCAUCGGAGUCACCAUAAUCGAUCUGGCAGUAAUAAUACACCCAACAAAGAAAGUAUUUCAAAUGUUAUUGAACCUAAAGCCGCGAAUAAGUUCAACACCUCGGCGUUUUCGAAAGAAAACAAAGGGCAAUUAAGUUCGUCAGAGCUUGAAAAUUCCGAUUGCAACACCGUUAUUCUUGAACAAGACGUGUUAACGCAGCGACAACUGAUAGCAAAAACGUAUGCAACGGAAGUUGUCGAUAAGGCUUUAGAAACUGCAAUAUAUAAAUCGAAGACUGACGUGGAGGAAGUCUGCCAAUCUUUACGAACUGGUGUUGCCGAAGCUUCAAAAGAAGUACUAGAAAGAAUUCAUAAAGAAAGUAUCGAAAUUGCUGAACAAAAGUACAAAGAAGAUACAACAAAGGUAGAGCGAUAUUGUCAAUUAUUGGAAAUAGAAACUACGUUGGCAUUCACGUCAAAGAUGGAAUGUGCUACUGAAAACGCAGUAAAAGCACUAAUUGAAAUGGCCGAAGAUGAAGCCAAGGAAAGAUCAAAAGAUGAGAAGGUUUACGUGUUAACUACUGGUAAUACUUGUGAAGAAAGUUCAAUUCCAACAUCAAAAAUUGCUAAUUCUUCUUCUUGUUCUCCAGUAAUAUCUACAUCUCCAUUAAUAGAAACUGAAAGACAUGGUAGUAAUAGCAGAAAUGGUAGUAGUGAUGAAAAUUCAUCAAAAUUGUCGUUGGAUAUACAUAUAACGCAUUCAGAAUCUAAAAGAAAAAAUAGGGAUAAUACAAAUUCUAGAGGUCAGCGGCAUAAAGAUAGAAGAGAUCGAGAUAAACGUGAUAGAGAACAUAAGAGACAUCAUCAUCGAAGCCCUCAGUGUAACAAGUCUGAAAAUAAAGCCGGAGAAAAUAGUAACAAAGAGGAUUCACUGAAAAUUAUUUCGUUGCCCAAAAAUUGUAACGUCUCUAGUAAAAGUUACAAUCGUACGGAUAAUAAGGACAGUGAAAGGAAAUUGGAAAAAAGAAGAGAGGGGCAUCACGGCCAUGGAAGAGAUGGGCAGAAAAAAUCAUCCAGUAGUCGUUCAUCGAAGGACGACACAGCGUCGAGUCGUUCUCAUUCGUCAAGUUCGAAUCAUAAAAGAAAGUCAAGUUCAUCCGAGGAGCAUAAGGAACCGAAGAAAGCGUGUACUGAAAAGGACAUUGUCACGACAACAGCAGCAGCAGAGCAAAAUACUCUAGGCACUGCGAUAACUCUGAUUACAGUGUCAACAGUAGCUCAGUCAGCAACGACGAGUGCUGUCGUGUCAACGUGA
Molecule: messenger RNA, 4257 nt
Organism: Habropoda laboriosa
Lineage: Eukaryota; Metazoa; Arthropoda; Insecta; Hymenoptera; Apidae
Exons: 5
Coding region: 4-4257 (1417 amino acids)
Cellular component (GO): nucleus
Source: RefSeq, a predicted model, not a curated record